Molecule: messenger RNA, 880 nt
Organism: Chlorocebus sabaeus (green monkey)
Lineage: Eukaryota; Metazoa; Chordata; Mammalia; Primates; Cercopithecidae
Source: RefSeq, a predicted model, not a curated record
AUGACCACCAGAGACCUCUUGUCCACAUUCAGCCACCGUGGACAGCUCCUGACAGCCUCUCACCUUUUGACACUGUCAUGCUUGAGUCAGGUGUCAGAUCCUAGAUGUCAGGAAAUAUGGUCUUUUUGUGGAUUUCCUUUUGUGAAUUACCACUGGGUGCUCCUAUUUGUGGGCCACAUCCGAGAGAUGGAUGACAUCUACCUUAUCUGGUCAGUCAUCUCUGAUCAAAAUCCAGAACAAUCAACUGGAAAUUACAGUGAAGAUGAACAAAACGGAAAGCAGAAAUGGAGAGAAGGAGGAAGAGAAGCAGGCAGAAAGAGAGAACGAGAAAAAGAAGAAAAUGAGAAGGAGCUGGAAGAUGAACAGGAAAAAAGGAAGAGGGAAAAUGAGAAACACAAACAGUAUCCCGAGAAACGAUUAGUCAGCAAAUCCCUCAUGGACACUCUCUGGGCAAAGUUUAAGUUAAACAGGUGCCCCAUAAUACAAGAGAGUCUCUCACUCUCGUUUGAAUUUGACAUGACACAUAAACAGGUAUGACGACAUUAAUAGACACUUCUUCAUUGAUAGACAGAGUCACUUGUAUGGUGCUAUUACUCACAUAGACCGAUAUUUUUAUUACUGUAUUAAUCACCUCUCACACCUCAUUUUUUGCAGAUAAGUCAAUGGUUUUGUAAAAAGAGAAAGAAAUAUAAUAAAGAAAUGUCCAAGAGAAAGCAUAAGAAAAAACAUACGAGGUAAGAACGUGUUUCUUGUAAAAUAAAAGGAAGUAGAAGGAAUAGAUUGACUUCCGGAGAUGGUUUGCGUUUCCAUCAUUAUUGGGUAUGCCCAUAAACUUUUUCUUCUUUUCUUCUUUUCUUUUUUUAGAGAUGGAGUUUCGCUC